Chelonia mydas (Green sea turtle) is the source of this 9927-nucleotide messenger RNA. It is a transcript of the gene PARP11, whose product is annotated as poly(ADP-ribose) polymerase family member 11. The record is from RefSeq and is a predicted model, not a curated record. The coding region runs from base 236 to 1246 and encodes 336 amino acids. Gene Ontology annotation, molecular function: NAD+ poly-ADP-ribosyltransferase activity. The transcript is spliced from 9 exons. Lineage: Eukaryota; Metazoa; Chordata; Testudines; Cheloniidae.
UGUUUGUAGCUGAACCCAUGUCCAUCCACCUGUCCAGAGGCUUCACGUAUAUAUUGAAGAGGAGAGGGGGAAAAGUGGAUUCAUCAAAGGGUUCUCUAAGUGAGGGUCCUCAAGGAGAGGUUGGAAACAUUGCUGCCUACUUCAGGUUCCAGAUUUUCAGCCUUCGCAAGUCCUCUCGUCAGUGAUUUCUGCAAAGUAGGAUGAAUGCUCUGCCAGUGGUUGGUGCUUGAGUACAAUGUUUGGAUUAAUGGAAAUGCUUCAAAGAGCAUCAGAAGAAUUUUCUCCAAAGAUGGAGAUUCCUGAGGAGGAGAUGGAUACAACUGAUACCCAAUGGGGCUGGUUUUACUUGGCUGAAUGUGGCAAAUGGCAUAUGUUUCAGACUGAUUCAAACACUCAGUGUUCAGUUAGCAGUGAAGACAUUGAAAGGAGCUUCAAAAUGAAUCCAGAAGGCUCUGUUUCUUUUACUACUGCAAAAUUUAACUACAAGUUAGACUUUUCAGUGAUGAAACAAACCAAUCUGACUACUGGAAAACAGCGUCCAAUAAAGCGAGCUCCCUUUUCUAUCAGUGCUUUCAGUUAUAUCUGUGAAAAUGAGGCUAUCCCAAUGCCUUCACACUGGGAGAAUGUAAAUACAGAGGAACCGUAUCAGCUUAUUCCUUUGCAAAAACAAACAAAUGAAUAUAAUGAAGUUUCUAGUCUGUUUGGGAAAACAAUGGAUAGCAACCGAAUUAAAAGAAUUCAGAGAAUUCAAAAUCUAGACUUGUGGGAGUUUUUUUGCAGGAAAAAAGCUCAACUAAAGAAGAGAAGAGGUGUCCCUACCAUUAAUGAACACAUGUUAUUUCAUGGUACCAGCAAUGAAUUUGUAGAAGCAAUAUGCAUUCAUAACUUUGACUGGAGAAUAAAUGGUAUGCAUGCUGCAGUGUAUGGAAAAGGGACCUAUUUUGCAAGAGAUGCAUCGUACUCCAGUCGUUUCUGCAAAGACGAUAUGAAGCAUGGAGACACUUUUCAAAUCCAUGGUGUCAAUCUGCAACAUCAUGUGUUCAGAACAUAUAAAGUUAUGUUUCUUGCUCGUGUUUUAACUGGAGACUAUAUCAUUGGAGAUUCCAAAUACAUGAGGCCUCCUUCAAAAGAUGGGAGCUUUGUGAACUUAUUCGACAGCUGCGUGGAUAGUACUUGGAAUCCAAAGAUCUUUGUUGUCUUUGAUACCAACCAAAUCUACCCUGAAUAUUUAAUAGAAUUCUGCUAAGUUUUGCAAGGAGCCAAACUGAAUAUUGGGUUGGUUGUGAUGGACGGUCAGUAUGUCUUUGCGAAGGAAAUAUAACUUACAAAUUUUUUAAAUACAUGGUGGUGAACAGAGAUGGAGAUGUGAAGGAAAAUCUGGCUUACAUCUGUAAAAUCCUUUUGGCUUAAGGUUGGUUGUCCAUCUGUUGGUCCUGUAAAUAAACGUUGAUGCUUUUCACAUUUAGGGUUUAUAACCAAUUUUAAUAUGGCUUAGUUGAGCCUUAAUUAAAUUGGACAUUUAAUGUCUUCAAAGAAUUCUUACUGCUAUACAUUUUAAAAAAUAAUACAUAUGUAUUUAUCCAUGUGUAAAAUAUAUAUUUAUGCAUAUGAUACAGUAUGUGUACAGGUGAAUAAUCUUUUAUAAAGAUUUUAUUUAUCAUUUUACAAAAUGCAGGGGGCUUAAUAGUUAUUGGUAUAUUGCAGUAUGUAUUACUUGUAGAUUGGAGUUUAAAUCUACAGAACAAUCCAUCUAGGGAAGGCAAAGGUCUGGAAUCAAGCUGAACCAGCUGCUAGGACUAAAUCUAGGUAUCUCAUACUGCUUCAAGCAACCUUGCAAUAAUGCUGCACAACCUAUAAAUUGAAGUGUCGUUGUGACAGAAUAAUAUACCUGACAACGGUUGUGGUCAGUAAUUAGGUAGGUAUUUAGCCCUAGAGUCCUGUGCUAGGAUCUCUUAUGUGAUCUAUAUAGUUGUUGUUUAAUAGUAAACGGUGUGUUUUGUUCCCCCUCCCCGUAUCUUGUAGUAAUCUCUAGCUUGUCUGGAAUUUUAAGAUGCACCCAGUGUUGACGUGACUCUACUUCCAUUGAAGUUGAUGGUAAUACUCUAUUGAAUUCAAUGGAAACAAGAAUUAAACAAAAAUGGAGGGCGUCUAAAAAUUCCAUCCCUUAAUUUUUCCCUAUGUUUCAUGGAUGGUUUUAGUAAUAUUGGUAUGUGCUGAUUUUAUGUAAACCAAGUUUUCUUUCCAUUUGCAUAGAUGCAGAGUAUGGACUGUUUUUGCCAGGUAGAAUGUCACUGGGGAGGAGAAGAGGGACCAGAAGAAAGAUCAGAGAGACCAAAACUCCUGAAGAAGGGGGACUAAGGUGUUAAAUGAGUGAAAACACAUUGGCCCUCCCUCAUGAGACUGCCUCUUUGGAUCCCUGCUAUUGGAUUCUUGCCCUGUCACACAGACCUUAGAUAUACUCAAAGUUGUGUUAGCUUUCUGGCAUGGGAGGGAGCAUACUUCUGCAUAUGCACAGCCUGGCACUAUGACCCAUCUAAUAGACAUGCAUCCCCUCCUCCCUAAGUCCUUUAUCUGUGUCUGUUCAUGGACUCUUGCAGUCGCACCAUAUGCUGGUUAUUUGUGUUCUUUGAAAUUUCUUGGAAACUUUUCCUCCACUUAUCUUCUUCAGCUGUUCAGGGCAGGGACUGUGUCUUCCUUUGUGCUUGUACAGUGCCUAGUACAAUGGGCCUCCUGAGUGGCAUCUCUGGGUGUUGUUGCAAUAAUAACCAAUGACUGGUGCUAUAGAACAGUAAACCUUCACCAAUCCACAAGCCUUGGAAUACACAUGUGCAUGCACACGCAUUAAGGCGACAUCUACACUAUGAGCUAGGGGUGUGUGUCCCCUGCUUAUGUACACAUACUUGAGCUGGCGUGAGUAUAAAUAGCAGUGUAGCUGUGGUAACAUGGGCAGCAGCAGUGGAGGAAUGGCUAAGCAUUGCCAGUGUGAGUGUGUGUACACAAGCAAAGGGAUCACCCCUAUCUUGUAGUAAUCCCUCCCCACUUCUCAUCAGAGAUUUACUAGCAAAUGCAGUAGGGUGUCCGCAGCCUAAGUCCUCUUUAUUUUUAUAAAAUACUCUACAAUACAUGUACUUGGACAUUAUGAAAUUAUAAGAAGUCAAAAUAAAAAAAGUGUACCUUUUUGUUUGUUCACUCACUAAUUUCCAAAAUCCAGUCAUUAUUUUCCUCAAGUCUUACCGGACUGUUGUGACUAAAAGUAACCAACACAUCUGGUUUUUAAAAGGUGUUUGAUUGGCAUGCAUAUAAUAUCUUCAGAAGAUCAAUAUGAUUUAUGUUUACCCUGCUUGUGUGUACUUAUGCCUGUAUAGCUUGUCCACUCUGUGCCUUAUUUUCUAUUUAGACUCAAGGGAAUUGAGUGGAAAAACCUUAAUCUCACCAGUCCAGAGUGCCAUUGAAGGUGGUUUCAGCUUUUCAUCCAGUGCCCACUCUAUCAGCUUUCCUGGUGCAAUCUUCUUCAUCUGUAUUGAUAAAUCUUGAUACUGAGGCUGUUUACACCAUGUAGACAGCUACUAUGCAACAUCUCAAGCUUUAGAAAAGUUGAGUGGUAGUUCUUAGCUCUAAAUCAGAUAAAUUACAAUAAGGAAGUCAGUGUAUUUGUCAUUUGAUAGAAUUUCUCAGUGGCUAUAUUUAUUUCAAUCUUGUGGUUUUUCAUAGUGUCCUUCAGAUCCAGACUUACCAUGUCCAGUUCCAGCCAUCAGUGUUCAGAGGUGACAUCUAGAAAUUUAUACUGUAUCUCCUCUGGCAAAGCACUCUUGUGCCUAGACUCUUUCCUUAACAACCAACACUAUGGCAUUGAGGCAACUGGUUCAGCAUGUCCCCUUUCCUGGUUGUCACAUGCCUGCCUGAGUGGGUGUUUGGUGUUGGGAAAAUAUUCACCCUUUCCAUUUGUCAGGCUUCCUUCUCAGCUUCUGUCUCUUUUGGGUUCUUCCCCUCACUUAUAAGAGGUGAGGAAAAGAUCAACGACAAUGGAUAACUCCUUGCAUCUAACCUCUAUCGAGGAUGGUGGGGCUUGCUGCCAGAUGAAAUAAAAAUGGCAACUCUGCUCAUAACAUUCAGAGCUAUGAUGUAAACCCACCACCUCUUUUCCCAAGCUUUUGCGAAACACCAACCUUGCUCGUGGCAAUACUCCCACUCUUUCAAAUUUAGUAGUAAUGACAUUUAAAAAAAAAAAAACACACCUACUCAGCUUACCCCUUUCUGGCAAAAUAAAGAAGGGGACUAAAGGGAGAGAAAGAUCAUGGUUGUUCUUAUUCUUGGGAGGCACUCAGCUACUAUGGAGAAAGGAACCAGUAAUAGAACCCAGAUGGAUAAAGAAAGGAGAUUACAGUGUCAGUUGGUGUAGAGAGAAAAACAAACAACGGUAUUCAGUCUCUCUCUAGCGGGGACACCACCAUUUGAUGAUUCUCCACCAUUUGCCUUUCCAAUGUCUUGUAUUAUAACUAGAUAUUCAAUUUUUGAUUUAUCAGGAGAGAUCAUACAAGCUAUUGAAUAUCUCAGUUGCAGAGCAAGGCAGAGAAGCUCUUAUAAGUGAUGGUUUGAAGAACUCAGCCAGAGAUUUUAUGGCCUUUUUGGAUAUUCUUGCCCCAAAUAUCUGACUUUAUCAUGGUCCAUUCCAUCGUGCUGCUGGCUUUCUUCUCCAGACAUCAGACCCUCCUGUAGCAGCCAUUUUGCGGGAAAGUGCUGUGUGCUCCAUUACCUAGAUAGAUCUCAGUCCUUCUAAAAGGCACCAAUAUUGUGUAAGGGAGAAAAAUCCUCCCUUGGACCUAUCUCAUUCCAGAGGUGGACUGUACAUAUUGUCUUUUGUUUUCAGACUUGUUGCUUGCAAGCAGGCAUUCUGGUAAACAGUAGCCUUAAAGCCCAUUUUGUAGGUGCUGUGGCAGCUUCUACAGCUUUCCAGAAUGUGUCUGGGUGAGUCAUUUACUGAGUGCUUAUUGGAACUAGAUAUUUUAAAUCCAGGACAGAUUCCAUUUUGGGGAAAGCUGUCUUACAGUCCCUUUUUAACAGGUAUCAGUAAACCACAUGCCAGGAGGUGGGCUGAAGUGGUCUUAAUCAGGCUCCAUGAAUGGAGUUUAUUCACAAGGAAUAAAAUUGUUGCCAGUACCUGAUGGAGGUCUUCAUGUAAUUGGCCAUCUGCGUACCUCUCUUAAUAUGCAUGUGGCCAAGAUUGGAUUCUUUUAGGGAGUGGUGUCCAUUGGGCUGCAACUGCAUCCUAGAUGGCCUCGUGUCACGCCACCUGAGGGCACAAAGGGUGGAGCGAACCCAAGUCUCCCUCAGUCCCUUUUUACCACCCAUGGCAGUGAGAGGGAACCCUGCAGUAUCCACCAGCUUCUCUGAGACUCUGUUGCUAGUGAUUAGUUAAUACAGUUGUUAGGUAGUUAACUCUUAGUUUGCCCUCUGGCUUAUAAUUUUUUUUUUUUUUUUUUUUUGCAUUUUUAAGCCUUAUGUGUCCUCUUCUCCUCCCGCUGGUUCUCUGGGCCUUGAGUUGUUAUUGGCAACACUAAAGGUCCAGGAUUUAAGACCUGCUCCGCUGUGAUAAGUCUGUGCCACUCAAGGAUGUGCAUUCAAAGUGCCAUUUCUGUUUAGGCAAAAGACAUAUCUCUGACCAAUGAUCCAUCUUCUCUUCUUUUUCUAAGUGGACUCAGAAGACUAGGGAUACCUGCCUAAAGAGAUUUUUUUUUUCUGGAGUUCUCUAUGAAAGCCUCCUCAGAUAAGGGGAUAAGACUCAGUCCUCCGGCCACUCCUCAGUUCGUGCCCCAGUGAGCUGCGAUUCCACCCCAAGCUCCAGGGCUGAGAUGGCUGAAACCCCCGGGGUGUAUUUCUUCAGGAAGGGGUAGGGAGGAUACCAGAUGAGACAUAGGUCUCCUUCUUUGAGGAGCCUCAGAACAGAGACGCAAGUUAACGUAUUAGACUCAUCUCAAGCUCUUCAGCUGGUGGGGCUAAGAUAGGUCCCUGUGGCACCUUGAUACUGUCUAUAAAGAAUGCCUGUGGCACCAGUUAAAUCUGCUCACUCCCUUUCCUCUGGCAGUGACUCUUCAGCAAUCUUUGUACCAAACACCUUGGUACCCAGCCCCUUGGUACUGUCCCUUUCAGUGGCUUUGCCCUAUUUGACACCAAGUGACCUAUCUGUGAGCCUGGCACCAGAGUCCCCUGGCCAGCUCAUAUGUCAGUAGUACGAGCUAGGCCUUCAGUCACUGAAAUCACAGUACUGCGUACAGCUGUUGAGACAUCUGUGCCAUCUACUUCCCCUAUACAGGUAGAAAGGGUGCAGGAAUGCUGUAGUACACCAAAAAGGGUAGCUGCACCCCUGCAGGAGGUGUAUUCCUUUUCAUCUUCUCCAUUGGGACAUAGUAAAGAUACAUCUGUUCAUCCCUUGAGAGGCACCACACUGGAAGUCAGGGAGGGAUUCCAGGGCUGCUCUUUGAGCAGCAAAAUAAGAAUUAAGUUCUUGGCAUCCUGAGUUUUCUUAGGUUCCAGCAGAGAGUAAAUUCCACUCACUUCACGUGAUAUGUAUAGGACUUGUCUACUCUUCAUUACAAGAUGAAGUAAAAAGGCCUGCAUUUUUAAGUAUAGGCUGCAGUGGUCAGAUGGUUCAGCAAAUGUUAAUUGAACAAUGAGAUUCAAAAUGCCAGAUGGUCUUGCUGGCUAACACACGUCUUAAAUGCAUGAGGUGAUGGUGAGGAGCGCCUUGUAUCUCUAUCAGCAAUACUCUCACCAGAUGAACAACUCUUUUGGACUAAUUUUGUAUUAAAUUUUUCAUUUUAAAAAGAUUAGAUUUUAAACAAGUCAAACAAGCCAGAAUAAAUAGAGGAUGACGUGUGGCUCUGUAUAGAGAACUGGAUUUGAACCGGGAGACAGGUCUUUGUUCCAGUACCUGCCACUGAUGUGAUGUGGAACCUUGGACACAUCACUUCACUUCUGUGUCUGUUUCCCUCCACCUUUUGUGUCUCUUGUCUGUUGGUUUAUAAGCUCUUUGGUCAAUACUUAUUAACCAGCAAGAGUGACUUUUAAAAAGCUUCGUCAUGUAAUGUGGCUACCUUACAUUUUUAUAAAUGCAAAACAAAAAUUAUCAGUGUUGUAUUAAUACUUAGCCCUUAGAAGAUCUAAAGUGCUGUCUGCAUGUCAACAUAAUUACUUUUUUUUUCUUUAAGUAGUGGCUCCAGAUUGAGUUUUGACAUAGAAGAAAGUUUAGUGAAAGAAAUGUGACCCAAAGCAACAAAUGUGGGGAAAGGACUGAGGGGAAGACGUAGUGGAGAAGAAAAACUGAAGAAACAAAGCUUUGAAUGGUGGAUGUGAAAGUAAACUAAAGACAGUGGUGGGGCGUGUAAAGGGAAAAAAAGUGUCUCCAAACCCACUUUCUGUGCAGGCUUCCUGAAUGCUCAGCUCCUACCCAGUAAGCUCUGCUGAAGAUGGAGCACUGCACUGAGAGCCAGGAAGCCUGAUGUGACCCCUCUGUGUCACGUAAAGGGCUCAGAAUAGUGUAAAGAGACUCUAAAAGCCUUUGAUCUGAUCAGGAGAGUUUUCUCCCAGGGCAGGAACUGAGGAAGACAGUGAUAGACCUCCUUGCAAGCCCUAAUGUAAGAGGUAUGUUGGGGGCAGGUGUGUUGUGUAGCUUCUGGGCAGCACUGGUGUCCCUGGGCAGCUAGGGUUAGGCUGCCAUAACUUAGCGCGCGCGCGCACACAGUGUCUGAACGCCAUCUUAUCCCCACUCACCCUAGGGUGUGAGUUCUGUGCUGGGCAACAUACCUAUGACAAAAUUCCAAUACCCAUUUUAUCACCUUGUCCUAAUUGACCAAUCAUCACUGCUGAGAAAAGUUCUGCUUUAUGUUCAGGAAGUCAGAGCACUCAUGAUGAUAUUGUUCCAGAUGUUUCUGCUUUCAGAGAGGCCAGUUCUGCUUACCUGUGAAUGACACUGGAGGAAAUAUUGUUCGGAGUUUAAACAUUUAGCUUCUGUGGUUGUACGGUGUAAUGGGCUAGAUUGGUCCUUAGGCACUCAUGUAAUAAACAUAAUUAGUAACAGACCCCACUAUAAUGAACUUCCUCAGUCUGUUUCGAAAAAGUCUCUAUCCAACAAGUUUGUAAGAUUGUCUCUUUCCCUCUGACCUGUAAGCCCUUUAACAAAUACACUGCAUUGUAGAGAAAAUCUCCCUGAAAUACCUUACAGUACUUCUCAUUAUAAAGGUCUCAAACUACUUUACAAACAUUGCCUGACAACCUUACUGAAGGUCCUAUGAGGUAGGCAAGUACUGGAGCAGUGGUUCUCAAACUAUUGUACUGGUGACCCUUUUCUGUGUGCGACACCUCCUCCCCCCCAUAAAUUAAAAACACUUUUUUACAUAUUUAACAUCAUUAUAAAUGCUGGAGGCAAAGCAGGGUUUGGGGUGGAGGCUGACAGCUCGUGACCCCCCUAUCUAAUAACGUCGUGACCCCUGAGGGGUCCCAACCCCCAGUUUGAGGACCCCUGUACUAGAGAGAGAGAACCUUUGACUAUCUCUGCAAUGCUGCCGUUUCUGGACUAGAAUACAGCACCUACAUAACUCUGCAUAGCAGUACUUUACAGCAGACUGACUGGAUGUAGGCAAAAAUACUGUUUUCAGUACAAACUUCAGGGGGAAUAUAGACAGGCGAUAUGUAAUUCCGUGAAUUGAAUUUUGUCCGAGACACCUUUUUUCUUACAAAAAGUUUUCCAAGAUCCUUAAUUACAAUAUAUUGACAAAACCUCAGGUUUAUGUCUUAUCGAAAGGACAGCAGUACAUAGUGUGCUAAAAUGAAGUUGGGGUUCAGUACAGGCAGGGCCGUCCCUAGCAAUUCUGGGGCCCUAUGCAGCCCGGGCAGGUCUCUGCGGGGGGAGCGGGCCCCAGGCCUCUUUGGGGGGCAGGAGGGAACCAUCCCCCAGCACUCACCGGGGGAACCACCGCCUAGCACUUCCCGCCAUCGAUGAGUGCAGGUCCAGCCCUGCUGCAGAGCUCAGGGGAGUGGGGAGCGGGAAGAGGUGGGGAAGGAACGGGGCGCGGGCCCUAGGGAAGAGCAGGGGCUGGAGCAGCACGCAGCUGCGCAGGGCAUCUGGUGCCCUACACAGCUACAUACUUUGUAUAUGGGUAAGGACGGCCCUGAGUAUACGCUUUGAGGGAAGAGCACCACUUCAUGAAUGACUGAUACUGCCUCCUGUAGCUAGGUUUUCCUAGAAUCCAUUCUAUCCAAAUGCUAAUCCAGUUUAGUUUGAAAACUCUGAAGGGGUAUAGUUGCAUGGUGAGAUGUGAAUAAGAAAAUGUACAUAAACUUUUCCAGCUCCCAGUGGGAGUCUUUUCAUUAACUUCAGAGGGAGUCUGAUUGGGCCCGAAGAGACGGGUAUCAGAGCAGCAUGGGAGAAAUGAGUAACAAACUAGGUGACAUACAAAGGGAACAUUCGGCUUUUUUUAGCAUUAAGAGGGGGAAUAAAUAAACCACAGUAGAUCAGAUGGUUAAUGUCAUUUUGCUUUGAAAAACUCACGUGGGAGCUAGCAGUGUUUUCGAGUACCCAGAAGCGUAAAUGCGUGUUGAACAGCUUUGGGGCACUGAGCAUUAGAUGGUGGGAGACAAAAGGCCAUAGUUUCAGGAGGGGACUCAAGAUAAAGCACACUUUAAAGGUCUUGAUUUUUAAGCUGUUGAUUUGCACAAACUUACACUGUAUGUUAAUCCAUGUUCUUUAUGAUUCUGAAAAGAAGUGCCAGUUUAUGCAGUAGUCUUAAUUAACUGCACAAUCUUGUGCCAGUUUUAACUAAUUAGAGUACAAGGUUCUUUUUAAAAAAAACAACACUUUCUAAUCCAAAUCAGUGUAUUGAAUCUUUUUCAUGAUUAUUUAUUUUUUGUACAUUAAAGACUGAUUGAUUUUAA